AUCACAAACACCCUAGCCUCGAGAUGUGUGGCUGCAGAGCCAGUGUCUCCAGUACAAAGCAGUGCUUGGACAAUAACCCGGCUCCUGCACCUACCAAAAAGAGCCCUUUGGCUGCAGCAGACAUGUCCAAGUGCAUACCCAUAGCCAAACAGCUGGCAUCAAUAAAAGCUCUAGGAAAAGGCUCAGACCUUGAGAAAGCUUUUGCUACAGUGGCAUUGGUGUAUAACAACUCUGCUGACCCUGACGGCAAGCUCAGCAAAGGUGAAGCCAAAAGCUUGCUGCAAACCCAGUUUGGGGUUUUCAUACAGGGCCAAGAAAACAAACCAAAAUACCAGGAAAUCAUUUCUGCCCUGGAUGAGGAGCCAGACAACAAAAUUGAUUUUGAAGACUUCAUGAUCUUGUUAGUCAGCCUCACUCUAAUGUCUGACCUGCUGCAGCAGAUCAGAAACAUGAAAACCACAAAAUGAGCAGUGCUUUAGGAGAAGAAAGGGCUUGGUGGUUCAUAAGGAAAGCAGGCAUGAAGCACAAGCAGAGAUAACACUGAGUGCCUGGAUACUCAGUGCU
This is a messenger RNA of Melopsittacus undulatus (budgerigar), 564 nucleotides long. It is a transcript of the gene SNTN, whose product is annotated as sentan, cilia apical structure protein. Bases 24 to 467 code for a protein of 147 amino acids. Gene Ontology annotation, molecular function: calcium ion binding; transition metal ion binding; calcium-dependent protein binding. Lineage: Eukaryota; Metazoa; Chordata; Aves; Psittaciformes; Psittaculidae. The record is from RefSeq and is a predicted model, not a curated record. The transcript is spliced from 4 exons.